Messenger RNA from Diospyros lotus (date-plum), 744 nucleotides. RefSeq names its product rapid alkalinization factor-like. The record is from RefSeq and is a predicted model, not a curated record. Bases 88 to 477 code for a protein of 129 amino acids. Lineage: Eukaryota; Viridiplantae; Streptophyta; Magnoliopsida; Ericales; Ebenaceae. The transcript has a single exon.
AAAAGCUGCCCACUGCCCCAAACUCAUUUGAUUCAACGCGGAGAGAGAGAGAGAGAGGGAGAGGGAGAGAUAUCAAAAAUAGAAAACAUGGGGAAGCCGACGGGUGGUUCUCUCGUGAUUUGUGCACUGUUAGUACUGAUUUCAAUUUCGUUAUCGGGUGUGAGUUUUGCUGCUGCUGCUGCUGACGGCGGAUACAGCCAGUUCCAGGUGGGGUGGUUUCCGGCGCCGGCGACGGGGGAGUGCCGGGGAUCAAUGGCGGAGUGCAUGGCGCUGGAGGAGGAGGAGGAGGAGUUCCAGAUGGACUCGGAGAUCAACCGGCGCAUCCUAGCGGGGAGGCGGUACAUCAGCUACGGUGCUCUGAGCAGGAACAGGGUACCCUGCUCCCGGCGCGGCGCCUCGUACUACAAUUGCCGGCGCGGCGGCUCCGCCAACCCAUACCAGCGCGGCUGCAGCGCCAUCACUCGCUGCCGGCGUUGAGGUUUUCUUUUUCUUAGCCAAUUUUUUUUUGUUUUCAAAAUUAUAAUAUUACUGAGUUUUGGUUUGUGGGCUACGAUGGGAUUGUAUCAGUCUUAUGUAAAAAUGGGGCGAAUACUUAUUGUAAUUUCAUCACUGUUCUUCAGUGUAUUAUUAUUAUAUUGUUUUUAAUGUUCUUCUACAAAACUACUUUAUUUUAAUGAUUCUAUGCUAUCAAUAAAAGCCCUUUCUGUAAGCUAAACACUGUUUAGUUUACUGUUGCAUCUUGUU